UUGCUGUGUCAGUCGAGCAACACAACUCGAACGCAACGGUAGACGAGAAAAAAAGCACGGCUAAUGCCUCGUGCUUCUCCAAGCCCCAAAACCAAAAACAACAACAAGGCGUCGCCGAAAACAAGAGCAAUGGCAGUUGCAGGAACCACAUAUUCUCGUCAACCAUUAGCUAAUCUGCAAUUAAAUUAAAUUAAACAUAUUUUUUUCAAGUUUUCUUUGAAUAAAAUAAAAAGUUACCGUUCUAAAUAACAACUUAUAACUAAUAGUGCAAACAAAAAAAAUAGCAGCGCCCGCAUUUUGAAGUUACGUCAAAAGGAGUUAGUCGCGAAAGCAGAAUACCCGAAGAGCGUGAGGGAGAGAUCUGACGGAAAGGCAACGAAAGCACAACAGGAGAGCACGCGAUAAACGAAUUCAACUGUAAUUGGGAAAGGAGAAAAAGAGUGAAAGCAGUAGCAGAGGAAGCGACAGCGUCAGCGAAAUUUUUGCGUUUCCAGCCAGCCGGCUUGGCCAUCGAGGCGAUAAACCAGCGUGUGGGCAGUGGGAGAAGGAGCUAAGGAGGAGCAGGCGAGGGAGGCAAAACCGAAGGCUUAUGUAAAGCGUAAUAUGGAAGCAUGUCGUCUACUUCCAGCUCCGUGCUAGCGUUGUCAUCGUUUAAUCUAUUAUUUUUCACCCAAGUGCUCACGGUGCUCAGUUCGACGAUCAAGUACAACGAAUAUGCCACUGACAAAGGCGGCAAUGUGAGCAUACCCUGCAUUGCCCAGACCAACAUAAUGUGGGUGAAAGAGCACGGCAACAACAGCACUAUAGUUCAGACUGGUCGUGUUUUGGUGUUGCGCAAUGUCAGUAUCGCGGACUCUGGCAUUUACGUGUGCUUCGCCUCGUUGCCACGCCUAUCAACAACGCCUGUUACUAGAGCAUCUGUAAAACCUGCCACAUCAGCAACUACCUCAUCAGCAGCAAAGAAAGAGGAUGGGCAGGGUGACAGGGAUGGCGGCAAGGAGUCACCUAAGGAUUUGGAGCAAGAGGAGAUGGAAUACCAGGCUUUCCAGCGUACUAGACUCACCGUUCGUACGGUUCCCGGCCCGGUAACCCAGCUUUACUUCAAGGCCUCCACCAUCCUUGGCUUUCUCAUCUGGCGGUUCAACAAGACCCAGUCCGGGGGCUACCCGGUGCGCAGCUUCACGGCUGAGUUCCGAAACGUCUCCUACAGCUCUCCGCCAGCAAACAGCACUUUCGAGCAUGCCUGGAGCCGAAUGGAUCCUAUCAACAUAGCCCCCAAUGUGCGUCAAAUGGAAGUAUAUCGACUGGCACCUAACACCACCUAUGAGUUUCGGAUAUGGGCCAAUAACGAGCUGGGUAGCGGAGAGGUGGUCACCACGAACGUCACCACUCUGCCAGAGACCAAAGAGGAGGAUCUCAUACGCCUUAUAAAACCCGACUUAGACAAUUUCGAUCCACGCAUUUGGAUAGUGGCUGUCAGCAUUGUGCUCGGAACCCUUGUGAUAUUAGCGAUUGGACUCUGCAUUGUGCUAUCCAAGGAGUGCUAUCAGUCAACGCAAAUGGAACUGCAAGAUGGUUGGGACAGCAUUGAGCUUAUACCGAAUAUAAUACUUAAUCCCGGUUUCAGUGAAUCUGAUGGGGCAGGAGAGCCAGGUGCCGAAAGGGAGGAUGCAGAGGGGGAGGAUGAGGGAGAGGAGGAAGAGGAGGUCAUAGACCAGGCUCCACCCUUGGUUUUCCCCCGCACUAUUCUUUUCUCUCCGCCCCAGGGCCACCAACUGCAAAACGCCCACGCUACCGCUGCCCAUUUGCACCACUCCCAUUAUCCGCAUUACCCAAACCGCCGGCAGAACUACAACCCGCAUCACCGAAGACGCGACGAGGAGGAGGAGGAGUACGAGGAGGAGCAGGAGCCCACCAUAGAGCGGUUCAAGCGAAAGGUGUCGGUCUUCUUCACCGGUCCCACCAUCAAACGUAUUUGAAAGUACAAACACUUGAGCCCCAGGUUGUUGAUUGCUGUUUGAUCGACCGAUAGUCUACAAAAUAAAUAAAUAGUUUAUAAAAAAAGAAAGAGCUUAUCGGCCAAAUAUUAUUUUUAUUAGGUUUUUGCUUGAAAGCUAGAAAGUAUAAAAGAACAUCAAAGCUAACCAUGUCCCCUUUGGUUUUUGCUCAUUUUUGCUUAUUCAGAUCACAAGUUAUAUAAUAUAAAAAGAUAUAUAUAUACUCUAUGUUAUAAAGCAUACACUAGUAUUAUACACUGAAAACAAAUAUAUUGCUGUGAUACAAAUUCAAUUAAAACGACAUUAUAAGAACUCAAAACCUUAGACACACAAUUUAAAUUAUGAACCAUCAUGAAUUUUGCUGAAGCUCUUAAAAGAAAAAAAGACCCAAUUGCAUAUUGCCUGGUUAAAAAAUUUAUCUGAGUUUUAAAGAUCCGAUCAGAUCAGAAAUAUACAAAUUAUAUAUGUAUAUACGUAUAUUAUAUUGCAGACGUGAAAGUUGGCUUAGAGAUUCAACUUAAAAAAAUAAAGAAAUGGGAUCUACCUUGGUUCUUUAUUAUUUAUAUUUUAAAAUCUCUGAUCCCAAAAAUACUAAACAGAUACUUUGUGGCAUUUGGGAAAAAUUAAAUGGUAAGCUGUCUGAUUUUUUUCAAAAAAUAUUAAAUCAAAAUUAGUAUAAAAGAAUAUGCUGCAAAGGAUCUCUUAUAGUCAGGACAUCGACUAUAGCGUUCCAAUUUAUUUCGGUUUUAGGUUCGAAACGAUUUAACAAACUGUGAAACAAUUUUAUAAUUGAGCAAAUAUUUUGCACUGUAGAGCGCACCAAACGAUCUAUUUAUGGAUAUAUAAAUAUAUUGAUAAAGAAAAGUUUGAUACAAAUUUUAAAUAAAAAUGAAAAAUUGGCUUUGCCUCGUGCUUUAGUUCGGCCUCACAGCUAAUAAAAUAAAACCAAAGAGUAUGAAAUUGUAAAUGAAAAAAUAUAUAUAGUGAUAGUUAAUGUAGCUGAAUAACCAAAUAUUUUAAAUGAUAAAAAAAACUGCUUCCACACACAAACAUCAAUAAAAAAAUAGAACCCAUAACCACAAACAAUGAAAUUGUUAUAAAAGAUAAAUCAAAACUAAUUUUAAACAAGCGAUUAUUGUGUAUAUGUAUAUAUACAGACUCAAAACCAAUAUGAAAGGACAUAUAGAGGAGUGUUGUACAUAGAAAUAUUAGGUAUCUUAAGAAAGACUGUAGUUACCUAUUAAGACACUUUGGCCUACGCUAUUACCAGUUCCUUGGUUCGAUAUGAUAGGCACUUCAAAAUGUAUUUAUUUUUUGCAUCGACCUGCUAAAGCUAUCCAAAAACACGUAUACAGAAAUACAUACUAUAUAUUUUAAUGUAAUUCGGAAUGGGUACUUAACAUAAAUGCAAAGUAAACCAAAAAAGUUGAAUAUCAUCUGACUCAAUUGCUUAUUAAAUCUUUCCUACGCCCUGAUCGUAAACUCUUCGCUGAAUUCCGAGUCCUAACAGCUUCGGUUUGGGGCAUAUUAGUACUGCGCUAGCUCCCCAAAAUAUAUUCGUAUCCGAUCCGACUCUAAACGAGGCAGAUAGGCUUUUUAACACCAAUGAAAAUCAAACAAGAACUUUGAAAAAAACGAAAUAAAAAUAAAUCUAAGUUUACAAUCGAAAUUACAAGUAUUUUUUACAAGGGAGGCUCCACUUAUUAGUUUUCUUACAAAUAUUAUACACCAUUCUAUUGUGAUCCUUGGAAUUGAUUUUGAGGAUCUUUGAAUGGAUUUAAAUAACAAUAAUUACUUAAAUAAAAUAAAAGAAACUGUGACAAAUAUUCUUUAAAAAUGCAUUGGUUUUUUAUUGUUUGACAAAAAAAAACGAAGCGUAUUGUAUUAAAAAUAGUGGAUGGGAAGUUGAUAUGGGUGGUGGGGAUGGGCUGUAUUGAUCGGUCGCGUGAGGGGUGUGCGAAGGGCGAUCUGGGUUGUCAUCUUGACCAUCCAGGACAUCUGACUCCAGAGUUAUAAAGCUCUGG
This is a messenger RNA of Drosophila bipectinata, 4021 nucleotides long. RefSeq names its product contactin-2. The record is from RefSeq and is a predicted model, not a curated record. Gene Ontology annotation, molecular function: protein binding. Lineage: Eukaryota; Metazoa; Arthropoda; Insecta; Diptera; Drosophilidae. Gene Ontology annotation, cellular component: neuron projection.